Molecule: messenger RNA, 357 nt
Organism: Tetrahymena thermophila SB210
Lineage: Eukaryota; Ciliophora; Oligohymenophorea; Hymenostomatida; Tetrahymenidae
Product: zinc finger, C3HC4 type (RING finger) protein
Exons: 1
Molecular function (GO): metal ion binding
Source: RefSeq, a predicted model, not a curated record
AUGUAAAAUACAAAAAAAUCAUUAAAUGAAGAUUCUUCUAAAAAUAAAUUGAAAAUCAAUUUAAAUUUGAACAUAGAAUAAAAUAAUUAAAGUAUUAACUAAUGUAUAGUUAUAGUAGAAAAGGAUGGUGAGUUUUAAUAAUUUUAUUAAACUGAAGAAGAUAAACAAAAAUACAUGUAUGAUUACUAUAAUAGCGAUAAUUCAAAUUGUUCUAUAUGUUAUAAAAAACCAUUAGAUCCAAAAAUAAAUACGCCAUGUGGACAUUAAGCAUGCUCUUCAUGCUGGAGUUUCUGGUUUAAUGUUAAUAUUUUUUGUCCUAGAUGUACAAAGAAAUGCGGACCUUCAUAUCUAUCAUGA